Molecule: messenger RNA, 2514 nt
Organism: Coprinopsis cinerea okayama7#130
Lineage: Eukaryota; Fungi; Basidiomycota; Agaricomycetes; Agaricales; Psathyrellaceae
Product: gamma-tubulin complex component 2
Exons: 8
Coding region: 1-2514 (837 amino acids)
Biological process (GO): meiotic cell cycle; cytoplasmic microtubule organization; microtubule nucleation
Cellular component (GO): centrosome; equatorial microtubule organizing center; gamma-tubulin small complex
Molecular function (GO): gamma-tubulin binding; microtubule minus-end binding
Source: RefSeq, a predicted model, not a curated record
AUGGAGCCGUACACACCACACACGCGCUCGUCGCGCAAGAAAACCCUCGGGUUGUCCUCGAAGGAGUACACCAAGAUUGCGGGAACGAUCGCAUCGGUUCGGCGAAAUCGAAUGGCUGGGGACGAGGAAGACAGCAGAGAGUCAAAUACGAAGGACUCGUCGUUCAUAGCCGAAACGUCGUUUGUUCGCGCCCCGUUGAAUUCGAGGGUUGCAGCCAACUAUGCGCAUCCCCGGCGCAGUAGCAAGGGCAAGGCUAAACAGGAAUCGUUGGAUCGAGUGCCCUUGGAGAUUCAAGAGGCUUUGAUUCUGGAGGAUCUACUUUUUGUAUUGAUGGGGAUCGAAGGCGAACAUAUCACUUAUCACCCUGAUUAUUCCCCUGAAGAUGACGAUCCUCUCCGUGGUAUCCAGUUUGUCGUGUCACCGUACUUGGGUAAGGAAUCCAAUCCCAACAUAUACGCUCAAUUCACUGAAACACGCCUAGAUUCCUCACUCCGAGACCUGGUCGACCGCAUCCUACCUCUCGGAACAUACUACACCGCGAUCCACGCGUUCAUCGAGAACCGAAGCCAUAUGGACUUCGGCCUGAUCAACCACGCACUCUGCGCCGCCAUCCGCGACAUGCUCAAGGACUAUCAAACCCUCCUCUCCCAACUCGAGCACGCGUUCAACACCUCCCCGCAAUUCUCCCUCCAGAAACUGUGGUUUUACGUGCACCCGACCAUCCACACACUGUCCCUGAUCUACCAGCUUAUUCUCGAUUUGGAUGAUACGGGGGGAUCGAUAUCGUCGUCUGAGAGUAGUUCUUCGGAGGAUGAGGAAGAGAGGGCGAGGAACGAGGCGCUUGGGCUCGGAGGCGCGGGUUUGAAGGUCGUCAUGUCAGAGUUCACCAAGGGCGAUACGACUCCUGCUGGCGCGAACGGCAUCUACGUCAAAGGCGGAGAAGUCCUCACUAUCAUCUACGAGAAGAUGCAGUACAUGGCUGGUGACCCCACGGCGCAUACCAUCUACAAAUCUCUCCUCCGAGCGGCGGCCAAACCGUAUGUCGAGAUGCUGAGGACGUGGGUUACGACAGGAAAGUUGGUCGAUCCGUAUGAGGAGUUGCUGGUCAAGGAGAGCAAGUUCAUUGAUCGCGGGAUAUUGGAGGUGGAUUAUACGGAUGAGUACUGGGAGAGGCGGUAUACUCUUCGAGAUGGCUCGUCGACUACUGGUUCGAAACGCCAUAUGGCGGGUGUCCCUCCUCCCCGGCCAAGUGGGAGACUACCGGGUGGAGCGUGUAUCCCACCUCUGCUUGAAGGAUGGAAACACAAGAUCCUCCUGGCUGGAAAAUAUCUGAAUGUCAUCCGCGAAUGCGGUAAUGAUGUGAAUCGGGACGAUCUCAGCGACGAAGAACUCUUCUUGGACGAAGAGAGUUUCUACACCUUUAUUGAAAACGCAUACUCAUUCGCCAACAAGACGCUCUUGAACUUACUCCUGAAGGAUCAGGAGCUCAUCCCUCGUCUUCGAUCUCUCAAGCGCUACUUCUUCUUGUCACAAGCUUCCUUCCUCACCCAUCUGCUCGACCUGUCCGCCACAGAGCUGCGCAAGGCGUCGCGAUCCGCUUCUAUCGUCAAGUUGCAGAGUCUCCUCGAUUUGGCUCUGAACAACGAUGCACUGGGAGAAGACGCCUUGUAUCGUGAAGACGUGAAAGUUACUAUGGCUGACAGUGGACUUUACGACUUCUUGCUCAAAGUUGUCAAUGUCAGCGGUGUCAUUGGUGGUGAGGAAGAGGCUGCGCACCAGGAAGAGCCUGCCAAGAAGGAGAAGGAGGAGAAGAAAUCGAUGCAAGCCAUCGACGCUCUGACAUUGGAUUACACAGUCAAGUUCCCCCUCUCCCUGGUCAUCUCCCGCAAGACGAUCCUGCGCUACCAACUCCUCUUCCGCUUCCUCCUCCACCUCAAACACGUCGAACAAUCCCUUUCUUCCAUGUGGAUCGAACAAAAGACAACACCCUGGCGCUGCCGCAUGCCCCACCACCCAGACUUUGAGCGAUGGAGACUGCGUGUAUGCUUACUCCGUACGAGGAUGCUCGCGUUCAUCCAGCAGAUUUUGGCGUUUGCUACGUUUGAAGUUUUAGAGCCUAACUGGAGGAACCUGGCUGCCAAGUUGGAGAAAGUGACGACUGUGGAUCAGCUUUUGAGGGAUCAUGUGGAUUUUUUGGAUACGUGUUUGAAGGAGUGUAUGUUGACGAGUUCGAAGCUCUUGAAGGCGUACUCGAGGCUGAUCCUGACGUGCUCGACAUUCGCGUUGUACACGGCGUCGUUCACCAAGACUGCUAGUAAUGCCAUUGCGGUGUCCGAGAAUGGAGAAGAGGAUCAGGGUAUGGCGAAGCGGUGGGAUGUUUUGGGCAAGUUUGAGACGAACUUCAAUCAUUGGUUCCAAAUUCACCUGGAUUGCGUUCAGUUUUAUGCAUCGAGUGAGAAUGUGUCGUUGCUGCCCCUUGUGGUUCGGUUGAACAGUGUGAAGGCCGCAUCGUAG